CAGGUCUCUAAUUCGCAAUUCGCAUUUCGCGGAAGCUAGAACCUCCGUCAUAACUAUACGAAAUUAUACGAGCUCUACACGCCAGAAGCACGAGGCCACCUUGCUUUAUAUCUUUCCAUUUCUAUUUCCUAUAUUUCCACUUCUCAUGUAAACUAUAUACAUAAUAUCUAUAAUACCACCUUUAAUCAAAUUCAAUCCCAUCUAGAAAGCUAUAUAGAACCAUCGAAUCGAACCUUCGAACUAACCCUGAAUUCCUUCCGCCAUGGCCGAAAUACGUCAGCGGAAAGGCAAAGGCCCCGCAAGGGACGAGACCUACAGGACCGCCAUCGUCGAGGAGCUAGACACAUCCGAGUCAGACACCCCAGCGCCGCCGAAGCCCAAGCCGAGCGUCGAUGAGCUAGUCACCGACGAGGAGGAGUAUAGUCCGUGGGUGGACAUCCUGCGCGUGAUCUCCUUCCUGAUCUUCGCCUCGUGUGGGCUCAGCUACCUAGUUUCAGGCGGCGAGUCCUUCUUCUGGAACAUGCGCGCGCCGCCGAAAUAUAUGCAACUGGAUUGGUGGAAGACGCAACUACGCGGACCAAUCUACCUAACCCCCGCCGAGCUCGCAACCUUCGACGGCACCGACGAAUCCAAACCCAUCUACCUCGCCAUCAACGGCUCCAUCUACGACGUAUCCCUGAACCGACGAACCUACGGCCCAGGGGGCUCCUACCGCUUCUUCGCCGGCGCCGACGCCGCGCGGUCCUACAUAACGGGCUGUUUCGCCGAAGACCGAACGCCCGACCUCCGCGGCGUCGAAGACAUGUUCCUGCCCCUCGACGACCCAGCCGUCGACGCACACUUCAGUACCGCCGAGCUCGCCGCCCUAAAAGAGCAAGAGCUAAAAGAAGCGCAGGAGAAGACCUACGAAGCGCUCGCGCACUGGGUGCGGUUCUUCGAGAACAGCCCCAAGUACUCGAAGGUCGGGUACGUGAAGAGAGAGAAGAACUGGCUCGACAAGGAGCCACGGAAGAAGUUGUGCGAGAGCGCGGCGAAGGGGAGGAAGCCGAGGAAGAUUCCCGGGGCCGAGGAAUGAGUGGGGUGAUUUUAUAUAUACCUAUGGAUAGAUAUAUGAUUUAGCGAAAAAGCAUGUACGAUGUACAGCGGGAGAAUGGGGUUGGUUUUUGGUUCGCUUUGGUAUUUAAUAUGGGUAAUGGAAAAGGGAAUGGUGUAAGGUAUACAGUGUGGCUGUAAUAAAUAGAAAAUUUAUACCUCAGCGUCAACAUGUCGUGGGUCUGGUUUUCUGAAAGACUUAUCUACCAUAGGAUGUAGGUAUCAUACUUUACGUUUAUCGUAUUCAGCCA
This is a messenger RNA of Annulohypoxylon maeteangense, 1343 nucleotides long. Its product is annotated as cytochrome b5. The transcript has 2 exons. Gene Ontology annotation, cellular component: endomembrane system; membrane. The coding region runs from base 263 to 1075 and encodes 270 amino acids. The record is from RefSeq and is a predicted model, not a curated record. NCBI's taxonomy places the organism in Eukaryota, Fungi, Ascomycota, Sordariomycetes, Xylariales, Hypoxylaceae.